Molecule: messenger RNA, 2495 nt
Organism: Heteronotia binoei (common prickly gecko)
Lineage: Eukaryota; Metazoa; Chordata; Lepidosauria; Squamata; Gekkonidae
Exons: 2
Coding region: 347-1768 (473 amino acids)
Molecular function (GO): zinc ion binding
Source: RefSeq, a predicted model, not a curated record
GUGGUGGGUGAGUCACAUGAGAGAGGUGGAGGUGAGCUUCCGGUCCGAGUCCCAUUUGCUGGAGAAGGUUCAGUGUUUGCUCAGCUGCCGGAUCUUCCCCUCCUCCUCGUCGGUGAACUCUGAUGCUGCUGGCGCUGUCGGGGUGCCUGAGGCUCUCUGGCGCUGGGGUCGAGGCCUUUGAGGGCCUUCUGGCUGGCAGGAAAAGGUGGUGGAAGCUUGUUAUGAAAACCUGGAAUCCUCCAGCAAGACUUUUGAAGGUACUGUGAGAUGGGUUUUUUUUGAAUGAGUGGAAAGUUCACUUUUGUUGCAGAAGGAGCCAGUUAUACUACAAAAACAUUUGCAAAUCAUGAGAUCUUCCGUUGGUGCUAGUCAAGUGACCCCUACAUGGACACAGAAUCCAUUGUACAGGCAUAAAGAAAGAAAAAUAAUCAGCAAGGAUGAAUUUGAUGGCAUUUUGGAUCUCUGUGACCAUCCUGAUUCAUUCAUAACACAGUUUACGCUAGUGCCUGAGGUCAUAGUCUUCUUUGGACAUCCAGAACUCAUGGAAGAGGCAUGUGCUCUUCUUUCCCUGUCAAGUGAAGAUGUUAGCUUGCCCCAGCUCAUCUCUUAUGACGCUGCCUUUAAACUGGGUGAUUUCUAUUUGUCCCCCAUCGUCAUGAGAAACAUCAAAUUGAAAGGCGACCCAGUAUUCCCUAUUGCUUUUUUCCUCCAUAGGGAAAAAAUUACAUCAUACCAUCAAGAUUUCCUAAGUGAAAUAGUUACAAAAUUGGGGCCAGAGCAUAUGACAAAUAUACCAUUUUUGACUAAUAGAGAAAGAGGUAUUAGACAGCUCUUGGAAAGGAAAUUUCCACAUAUCCCAAAUGUGUAUCACUGGAAUUGUGUUUUGAACAAUGUCAGCACCUGGAUUAAAAAGCAUAGGAGAACCAAUGACCCUAAAGUUUUAAAAGACCACAUUACGUUGCUUUUGCAUUCAUCAUCUAAGGAAGAAUAUCAACACAAUUAUGAACAAUGUAGUCUCCUGUGGAGCCAGACCUUCAAGCAGUACUUUGAUAAAGAACUGAAGGACAUCAUACCAAACCAUGCAGCCAGAUGUUUUAUUCAGAGGUUUUCAGCCUUCAAAAAUGAUAUUUCAGCAGCCAAUAACUUUUGCGAGAGCAUGAAUAGGAUCAUAAAGAACAAAUCCGAUUGGAAGGAAAUGCCUGUAGAUUGCCUUAUACUUUCGAUGUACCAUAUGCAAAAGUUUUUUCUAUAUGAAUUCCAACGAGCAUAUUGUGGGCUUGGAAAUUAUGCACUGAAGGAACAGUUUUCAUACCUGCAGAAAACAGGAGAGUCACAGUUCCCAUCUUACUAUACUCUGGAAACAAUUGUGGACAGUAUAAAAUUGGGCAAGCCCCGUCAAGAAAACAUGUGGGGGGAAACAGAAGAUUACAAAGAAAAUCAGACUUUUCAGGCUGAAUUUUGCACUCUUCAAGAAGACAUGUGGGGGAAACCAGAAGAUUACGAUGAAAAUCAGACUUCUCUGGCUGAGUUUUGCAUAGACUCUGGGGGAGUUACCCUGUGCCCACAGACUGCUACCUUUACAGUGCGAGAUGUUACUGGCUGCAACACGCAUUCAGUGGUACUUUUUCCUGAGCCUCCCAUUUGUUCCUGUGCUAGUAGUGAGCUCUGUUACCAUAUCAUAGCAACUCUGAUGGCAAUUGGGUAUGUGGAAAGAGUGAAAGGCAGACAUAAAAGAGCCGGAAGAAAAAAGCGCAAGCAGAAUCUGUAAUCAUAACAGCACCUGACUCAUUUUGGAGUGUAUUGUAGGAUAAAAAUGUUCUGGACAACCCAGGGAAUGCUGAAGUUACACUGUGCUAGUUCAGAACUGCAGAGAACCAACACUUCAGGCUUUCUGUCAGAUGAACCGUUUCUAACAGUCUACCCCCAGCACAAGAGACAGAUAAGAGAUGAUUCCUGGAACAGAGCAGCAACAAAAAUGAACAGAUGUUAAAGUGUACACCUUUACAAUGUCAGAGUAUCACUGAAGUUUGGAGCAUAGUGUUGGGAUCAAAAUUAGUCUGCCCAUUGUAUAUAUCACAGGGUGACUCUUGGUAACAGUUUAUACAUGUACACUGAUAGAUACAGCUAUAUACCCUUUCCUGGAGAGCUGUUUGGCUAGCAGUAUGGAUACUUUACUGGUUCUGUUCAAAACUGAAGUCACCAUUUCUGGGGCCCUCCUCCUACUUACAAGGGUGGUGUUUAAUGCAUUCCAGUAUUUUUUUUUCUUAGUUUCUUGUUUUUAUUUGUACCUUUGUAUUUCAUCUUUGUUUCAACAUGAAAGAAAAUAUUUCAGGCUAUCAUCAUAAAGGGUUUUUUUUAAUCAUCCUGUAUGGAAUGCCAAGGAGGUGGCGUAAAUUGUAGUACAUAGGACUUUUGUUUAGGCUGGGUGUUCACAUUUACAAGGUGAAAGGAAAUAAUGUGUAAUACAUUGUUAAAAUAAAAGUAUUUUUUGCUGA